GGCGUGCGGAGGCCUGACCCCACCCGGCCCGGCUCCGGCCUCCCUGCGCGGACUUCCUGCCUGGGCGCGGGCGGAGGCCCACCCCCUUCCUGCCCGUGCCGCGGGCUCUGUCGGCUAGCGGGACCCGUCGGUGCACGCGCCGCGCCGAGCUCCGAGCUCCGAACUCCGAGCUCCGAGGCAGAUGCGUCCUUUCGGCUGCUGGCUGCGCUGUUCAGUCGCUGUGUGCCCCGCUGUGGGUGUCUGCAAUGCCGCCUCUUCUGCGGCCCCUCCUUCUCCUGGCCCUCGGCCUGGGUCUGGCCAGAACGCUCAGCUCCAACGACCCCAAUGUCUGCACCUUUUGGGAAAGCUUCACCACCACCACGAAGGAGUCCCACUUACGCCCCUUCAGCCUGCUGCCAGCCGAGUCCUGUGACAGGCCCUGGGAGGACCCCCACAGCUGUCCUCGGCCCACGGUUGUCUACCGGACUGUGUACCGUCAGGUGGUUAAGACGGACUCCCGCCCACGUCUGCAGUGCUGUGGGGGUUACUAUGAGAGCAGCGGGGCCUGUGUCCCACUCUGUGCCCAGGAGUGUGUCCAUGGUCGUUGUGUGGCUCCUAAUCGGUGCCAGUGUGCACCAGGCUGGCGGGGUGAGGACUGUUCCAGCGAGUGUGCCCCAGGAGUGUGGGGGCCGAGGUGUGACAAGCUCUGCCACUGUGGCAACAGCAGUUCCUGUGACCCCAAGAGUGGGGAGUGCUUUUGCCCCGCUGGCCUGCAGCCCCCUAACUGCUUCCAGCCCUGCCCUCCUGGCCACUAUGGUCCUGCCUGCCAGUUUGGUUGUCAUUGCUAUGGGGCAUCCUGUGACCCCCAGAAUGGAGCCUGCUUCUGUCCCCCUGGGAGAACAGGACCCAGCUGUAAUGUGCCCUGUUCACAGGGCACUGCUGGCUUCUUCUGCCCCAGAACCUAUCCUUGCCAAAACGGAGGUGUCUUCCAGGUCCCCCAAGGCUCCUGCAGCUGCCCUCCAGGCUGGAUGGGUGUCAUCUGUUCCCUGCCCUGCCCGGAGGGUUUCUAUGGACCCAACUGUACUCAGGAAUGUCUCUGCCACAACGGUGGUCUCUGUGACCGGUUCACUGGGCAGUGCCACUGCGCUCCUGGCUAUAUCGGGGAUCGGUGCCAUGAAGAGUGCCCCGUGGGCCGCUUCGGGCAAGACUGUGCUGAGACCUGCGACUGCGCCCCUGGUGCCCGUUGUUUUCCUGCCAAUGGCGCGUGUCUGUGUGAACAUGGCUUCACAGGCGACCGCUGCACUGAACGCCUCUGUCCAGACGGCCUCUACGGUCUCAGCUGCCAGGAGCCCUGCACCUGCGAUCUAGAACAUAGUCUCAGCUGCCACCCUAUGCACGGCGAGUGCGCCUGCCAGCCGGGCUGGGCGGGCCUGCACUGCAACGAGAGCUGCCCACAGGACACGCACGGGCCGGGCUGCCAGGAGCACUGCCUGUGUCUGCACGGUGGCGUCUGCCUUGCCGACAGCGGCCUCUGCCGGUGCGCACCCGGCUACACGGGACCUCACUGCGCUAACCUCUGUCCACCCGACACUUUCGGGAUCAACUGCUCCUCCCGCUGCUCCUGCGAAAAUGCCAUCGCCUGCUCCCCCAUCGACGGCACGUGCGUUUGCAAGGAAGGUUGGCAGCGUGGUAACUGCUCUGUGCCCUGUCCCCCUGGCACCUGGGGCUUCAGUUGCAAUGCCAGUUGCCAGUGUGCCCACGAGGGAGCCUGCAGUCCCCAAUCUGGAGCCUGUACUUGCACCCCUGGGUGGCAUGGAGCUCACUGCCAGCUUCCCUGCCCGAAGGGGCAGUUUGGUGAAGGUUGCGCCAGUGUCUGUGACUGUGACCACUCUGACGGCUGUGACCCAGUUCAUGGACACUGCCGAUGUCAGGCUGGCUGGAUGGGCUCACGCUGCCACCUGCCUUGCCCCGAGGGCUUUUGGGGAGCCAACUGCAGCCAUACUUGCACCUGCAAAAAUGGGGGUACUUGUGUACCCGAGAACGGGAACUGUGUGUGCGCACCAGGGUUCCGAGGCCCAUCUUGCCAGAGGCCCUGCCAGCCUGGUCGCUACGGCAAACGCUGCGUGCCCUGUAAGUGCAACAACCAUUCCUCCUGCCACCCUUCGGACGGGACCUGCUACUGUCUGGCAGGCUGGACAGGCCCCGACUGCUCUGAAUCGUGUCCCCCAGGCCGCUGGGGACUCAAAUGCUCCCAAGCCUGCCAGUGUCGUCAUGGCGGAACCUGCCACCCCCAGGAUGGGAGCUGUGCCUGCACCCCAGGCUGGACUGGACCCUACUGCUUGGAAGGCUGCCCGCCAGGAAUGUUUGGCGUCAACUGCUCCCAGCUGUGUCCGUGUGGUCCUGGAGAGAGGUGCCACCCAGAGACUGGGGCCUGUGUCUGUCCCCCAGGACACAGUGGUGCACCCUGCAAGAUAGGGAGCCAGGAGUCCUCCACCGUAAUGCCCACCUCUCCUGUGACCCAUAGCUCACUGGGUGCAGUGAUUGGCAUUGCAGUACUGGGCACCCUUGUGGUGGCCCUGGUAGCGCUGUUCAUUGGCUACCGCCAUUGGCAAAAGGGCAAAGGGCGCGAGCACUUGGCAGUGGCUUACAGCUCUGGGCGGCUGGAUGGCUCCGAUUACGUCAUGCCAGAUGUCCCCCCGAACUAUAGUCACUACUACUCCAACCCUAGCUACCACACUCUGUCCCAGUGCUCUCCCAACCCCCCGCCCCCUAACAAGGGUCCAGGCGGUCAGCUCUUUGUCGGCUCCCAGGCACCUGAGCGGCCAGGCAGAGCCCAUGGGCGUGAUAACCAUGCUACUCUGCCCGCUGACUGGAAGCACAGACGAGAGCCCCAUGACAGAGGCUCCAGCCACCUGGACCGAAGCCAUAGUUGUAGUCACAGGAAUGGCCCAGGACCAUUCUGUCAUAAAGGUCCCACCUCUGAAGAGGGGCUGGGGGCAAGCGUUAUGUCCCUGAGCACCGAGAACCCCUAUGCUACCAUCAGAGAUCUGCCGGGCCUGCCUGGGGAUCCUCGAGAAAGCAGCUAUGUGGAGAUGAAGGGCCCUCCAUCAGUGUCUCCUCCCAGGCAGCCUUUUCAUCUCCGGGACAGCCAGCGGCACCAACGGCAGCCACAGAGAGACAGUGGCACCUAUGAGCAGCCCAGCCCCUUGAGCCAUAAUCAAGAGUCUGUGGGCUCUAUGCCCCCUCUUCCUCCAGGCCUGCCUCCUGGCCACUAUGACUCACCCAAGAACAGCCACAUCCCUGGACACUAUGACUUGCCUCCGGUACGGCAUCCUCCAUCACCUCCACCUCGGCGCCAGGACCGCUGAGGAGUCAGCAUGGUAUGGGAUAGUGCCCGUAGACCCUGCCGGGAGCAGGGACUGGACCAGCAGGCCGUGAACAAGCACAUUUGAUGAAGUGAACGGAGAGACGCUUCCACCAAGGGAGACACCAGUUGACAAACUGUCCAACUCCUUUUCUCCAGCUCACUGUUCGAGUCCCCGAGGCUCUGUGGACAUAGUUGCUGGGCUGAAUGUUGUUGUAUAUAAGUCUGGUUUUAGAUGGAUUCUAAAAGUAUGUGUUGGGUACUUAUAUACUUUUCUGUGUAUAUACCCAGGCGGGGCUGUGUGUGUGUGUCUAGUUGGCUUCAGAGGGUGCCAGGCACAGGUUCUGCCUUGCACACUUCCCAGGCAGCCAGCCUCCAAGCUUAACCAGCUCCAACAGCAGGCCCGUACUACCUGCCACCCUUCACUUGGUAAUCCUCCAUGUUUCUGCUCAGAGGGUUGCUCCCUGCCUGUGUGCCAUCCUCCUGGUACUCCUUGGGCUACACACAGUCAAGUUUCCCAGGCCUCAGUGGCCCUGCAGUCUACCUCUUCUGUCCAGUUCUCCUCUUUUCUGGAGAGAAGGUUAUCUGCCAUCCUUCUUCCUCCCCCAGGGACUGGCACAUCUGAGUUCAGCCUUCCUGGGUUACCUGUUGACUCCUGCUUGUCCUUCAUGAACCCCACAGAGUCCCUACCCCACCCCACGGCUCUUCUUUUGUAGCUACUGUUUCUUCUCCGCGCACCUGCAGAAGGCAGGGGUGGUGCCAGGCAGGACUCGGAUUUGUUUUAUUGGUUUGUUUUUGAGACAUUGUCUCACUACGUAGCCCACU
Messenger RNA from Onychomys torridus (southern grasshopper mouse), 4168 nucleotides. It is a transcript of the gene Pear1, whose product is annotated as platelet endothelial aggregation receptor 1. The coding region runs from base 246 to 3347 and encodes 1033 amino acids. The record is from RefSeq and is a predicted model, not a curated record. The transcript is spliced from 23 exons. Gene Ontology annotation, cellular component: membrane. NCBI's taxonomy places the organism in Eukaryota, Metazoa, Chordata, Mammalia, Rodentia, Cricetidae. Gene Ontology annotation, molecular function: protein binding.